Ochotona curzoniae (black-lipped pika) is the source of this 2725-nucleotide messenger RNA. RefSeq names its product lanosterol 14-alpha demethylase. Bases 133 to 1644 code for a protein of 503 amino acids. The record is from RefSeq and is a predicted model, not a curated record. The transcript is spliced from 10 exons. Gene Ontology annotation, molecular function: monooxygenase activity; oxidoreductase activity, acting on paired donors, with incorporation or reduction of molecular oxygen; iron ion binding. Lineage: Eukaryota; Metazoa; Chordata; Mammalia; Lagomorpha; Ochotonidae.
AGCGGCCGAGCUGGGGGCCGGGGCCGCUUCCGCACGCCCAUCCGCCAGCUUCUCUGCUUUCCAUCUUGUCGGAGAAGCGGCGGCGACCUCGGCCUCCACCCUCUCGGGCGGAGUGAAUCUGCGGCGGCCGGGAUGGUACUGCUGGGCUUGCUGCAGGCAGGAGGGUCGGUGCUGACCCAGGCUGUGGAGCAGGUGACGGGCGGCAGCCUCCUGUCCACGCUGCUCAUCGCCUGCGCCUUCACCCUCAGCCUGGUCUACCUCAUCCGCCUCGCCGUCGGCCACCUGCUCCAGUUGUCAGCCGGAACGAAAACUCCCCCCUAUAUUUUCUCUCCGAUUCCAUUCCUUGGGCAUGCCAUAGCAUUUGGAAAAAGUCCAAUUGAGUUCCUGGAAAAUGCAUAUGAGAAGUAUGGACCUGUCUUUAGUUUUACCAUGGUGGGCAAGACGUUUACAUACCUUCUGGGCAGUGAUGCUGCAGCGCUGCUUUUCAACAGCAAAAAUGAAGACCUGAAUGCAGAGGACGUCUACAGCCGGCUCACCACGCCCGUGUUUGGGAAGGGAGUCGCAUACGACGUGCCUAAUGCGGUUUUCUUGGAGCAGAAGAAAAUGUUAAAAAGUGGCCUUAAUAUAGCCCAUUUUCGACAGUAUGUCUCUAUAAUUGAAAAAGAGACAAAGGAAUACUUUGAGAGUUGGGGAGAAAGUGGAGAAAAAAAUGUGUUUGAAGCACUUUCUGAGCUCAUAAUUUUAACAGCUAGUCAUUGUUUACAUGGGAAAGAAAUCAGAAGUCAGCUCAAUGAGAAGGUGGCUCAGCUGUAUGCAGAUUUGGAUGGUGGUUUUAGCCAUGCUGCCUGGCUGUUGCCAGGCUGGCUGCCUUUACCCAGUUUCAGGCGCCGAGACCGGGCUCAUCGUGAGAUCAAGAAUAUUUUCUAUAAGGCCAUCCAGAAGCGCAGAGAGUCCAAAGAGAAGUUCGAGGACAUCCUGCAGACCUUAAUGGACUCCACUUACAAGGACGGGCGCCCGCUGACCGACGAUGAGAUUGCGGGGAUGCUCAUUGGGCUGCUGCUGGCUGGCCAGCACACAUCGUCCACCACCAGCGCCUGGCUCGGCUUCUUCUUGGCCAGAGACAAACCGCUUCAGGAAAGGUGCUAUUUAGAGCAGAAGGCCGUGUGUGGGGAGGACCUGCCGCCUCUCAAUUACGACCAGCUCAAGGAUCUAAAUGUGCUUGACCGCUGUAUACGAGAAACGCUGAGACUGAGGCCUCCUAUCAUGACCAUGAUGAGAAUGGCCAAAACUCCCCAGACUGUAGCAGGGUACACCAUUCCACCAGGACAUCAAGUAUGUGUCUCUCCUACUGUUAACCAAAGACUUAAAGACUCAUGGAUAGAACGUUUGGACUUUAAACCUGAUCGCUACCUCCAGGAUAACCCAGCAUCAGGAGAGAAGUUUGCCUAUGUCCCAUUUGGAGCCGGACGUCAUCGUUGCAUUGGGGAAAAUUUUGCCUAUGUACAGAUUAAGACAAUUUGGUCCACCAUGCUGCGUUUGUAUGAAUUUGAUCUCAUUGAUGGAUAUUUCCCAUCUGUGAAUUACACAACUAUGAUUCACACCCCUGAAAAUCCGAUUAUCCGUUACAAACGAAGAUCCACUUGAGAGGGGCUGCAAGGAGCUAAUGUGGGCUACACCGCUGUAGGAUGCAGAAGCCUUGGAAGAGAAUGGCCUUGACCAAACAACUCGCUGUGUGCUGUUUUUCUGAAUGUGUAAUUCUAAAAGCCAGUUUAACUUAUGAUUUUAAUAUUUUAUUAACUUUGAAUAGUUCUAUCCAAUCUAAUGGCAUUUGAAACUUGUUUUCUAAUAGUUUUGAUAUGAUCCUUUAAGGAAACCCAUUGAAUUGAGAGAGACUAGGUCCCUGGCAGAUUCUAGGUAAACAGUUUCCAGGUAAGAUUUUAAAGCUGAGUUCUUAGCAAGUAAGUACAGAGAACCCAAAUCUUGGAUGAGUUUGAUAAGGUCUGAAAAGCCCAAUGAAAUACCGUGAAGUCAUUAGUCCCUUGUUUACUUUGGUAGCUUUUGUGUAGGAGGAUGGAAGGGCAGGAAGUAGAGACAUUUAAAGACUUAGAUAAAAGAGAGCAGUGUCCCAGGGUUAAGAUGUAUAAAAUAUAAGCUUGUUUACCUGGAAGCAGGGGUCCAGGACAACAGGUGAUGAAGACCAUGGCUUGAUCACCGUUUCCUGUAGACAAUUAGUAAUACUGAAAGUUGGUCUCUAUCUGCAUCUGGCCACUAAGUAUUACAGAAUUAUCAGAUGGAGAAAUCUGUAUGUGGUCCCCAGGUGUAAAUCUAAAUUCAGGUCAUUGAGGAGUUACUGUGUUUCUCUUCUGUGGCUCUAGGUUUUGCCAUUUCCUCUGCAGGAUUCAGUCAGGGCUGCUUGUUACUGUUUGGUUGAUUCUAAUAGUUUGAGGCCAGGAAGUGCAGAGUAUUCACCAGGAAGUGCCACACAGCAGAUAUUCUGGCCAUCGUGGCCAGCACAUGUUCAACAGAAGUUACACCUUGGGACCAACAUUAUCUGCCUGUAGUUUGAGCAUAUCAUGUUCUUACCAGAUGAAACCAACGUAUUUCCCCUUAUGUACAUUACAGUUUUAAGAGGCUGGAAUUCAUGUUGAGAUUUUAAUUGUGAAGGCCAAAUUUGUGCUGUUAAGACAAUUUUUCACAUUAAAGUUUUCUGUGAAGAAUGACUGUA